Molecule: messenger RNA, 1541 nt
Organism: Peromyscus eremicus (cactus mouse)
Lineage: Eukaryota; Metazoa; Chordata; Mammalia; Rodentia; Cricetidae
Gene: Cyth1
Product: cytohesin 1
Exons: 13
Coding region: 109-1302 (397 amino acids)
Biological process (GO): regulation of ARF protein signal transduction
Molecular function (GO): guanyl-nucleotide exchange factor activity
Source: RefSeq, a predicted model, not a curated record
GCGGGGCUCCGGUUCUCGGAGCUGGCCUGAGGGGCGAGCUGGUGUCUGGCAGGACUAAGGCUGCGGGAGGUCAGUGGCGGUCGGGGGCCGGAGCCGGUCGCCGGCGCCAUGGAGGACGACGACAGCUAUGUUCCUAGUGACCUGACUGCAGAAGAGCGUCAAGAACUGGAGAACAUCCGGCGGAGGAAGCAGGAGCUGCUGGCUGACAUUCAGAGGCUGAAGGACGAGAUAGCAGAAGUCGCUAAUGAAAUUGAAAGCCUGGGAUCCACAGAGGAAAGGAAAAACAUGCAGAGGAACAAACAGGUAGCCAUGGGCAGGAAGAAAUUUAACAUGGAUCCUAAAAAGGGGAUCCAGUUCUUAAUAGAGAAUGACCUGCUGAAGAAUACUUGUGAAGAUAUUGCCCAGUUCUUAUACAAAGGGGAAGGGCUCAACAAAACAGCCAUUGGUGACUACCUUGGGGAGAGAGAUGAGUUCAGCAUCCAGGUCCUGCAUGCGUUUGUAGAGCUGCAUGAGUUCACCGACCUGAACCUCGUCCAGGCCUUGCGGCAGUUCCUAUGGAGCUUCCGGCUCCCUGGAGAGGCCCAGAAGAUUGACCGGAUGAUGGAGGCCUUUGCCCAGCGGUACUGUCAGUGCAAUAAUGGGGUGUUCCAGUCCACAGACACUUGCUACGUCCUCUCCUUUGCCAUCAUAAUGCUGAAUACCAGCCUACACAACCCCAAUGUCAAAGACAAGCCUACAGUGGAGAGGUUCAUUGCCAUGAAUCGGGGCAUCAAUGAUGGAGGAGACCUGCCUGAGGAGUUGCUCCGGAACCUCUAUGAAAGCAUAAAAAACGAGCCCUUUAAGAUCCCAGAAGAUGAUGGCAAUGACCUCACUCACACUUUCUUCAAUCCAGACCGAGAAGGCUGGCUGCUGAAACUCGGUGGCAGGGUGAAGACCUGGAAGAGGCGCUGGUUCAUUCUGACUGACAACUGCCUUUACUACUUUGAGUACACCACGGAUAAAGAGCCCCGUGGGAUCAUCCCCUUAGAGAAUCUGAGUAUCCGAGAGGUAGAAGACUCCAAAAAGCCGAACUGCUUUGAGCUUUAUAUCCCUGACAACAAAGACCAGGUGAUUAAGGCCUGUAAGACGGAGGCCGAUGGCCGGGUGGUGGAAGGGAACCACACUGUGUACCGCAUCUCAGCCCCGACUCCCGAGGAGAAGGAGGAGUGGAUCAAGUGCAUCAAGGCUGCCAUCAGCAGAGACCCUUUCUACGAGAUGCUAGCAGCACGGAAAAAGAAGGUCUCGUCCACGAAGAGACACUGAGCGUGCACCAGGGCGCGGCAGCCCCCUGAGCUGGCCCUUUCUCCCGCCUCCCCUGGAGGGGCGCAGCGGAGCCAAGCAGAGGAGAGCAGAGGCCUCCUCUGCCAGUCCCUGCCCGCUCCUAAAGACUAGCUUCAGCUUUUGCAGUUUUCUAAGUGGGAGAAGGGUGGGCAGUGAGGGCUGGGGCUGCUGCCGCCCCCGUGGGCUCCAGCCGCUCUCAGAAGCGCUGCCAGCAGCAGAGC